GGGGACGGAGAGCAGAGAGCUUCAGCGCAACUGUGCUCAAUCGUUUCUUCGUCUUUAGUUGGUGCUUGGUCUCCCUCCGUCCUCUGUUUCCCAAACAGAGGUGUCUCAGCUGACUCUUUUGCUUGCUAGCAAAAUAGCACACUCUCUCUCUAGAGCUGAGCACCACCUUGCUGAAGGCAGCUAGCUAGCGACGACCAUGGUCUCCUCGGACACCAUCCGCACGGCCAUCGGCGUCAUCGGCAAUGGGACCGCCCUGGUGCUCUUCCUCUCCCCGGUGCCUACGUUCAUCCGCAUCUGGAAGAAGGGGUCGGUGGAGCAGUACUCGCCGAUCCCGUACGUGGCGACGCUGCUGAACUGCAUGAUGUGGGUGUUGUACGGGCUGCCGCUGGUGCACCCGCACAGCAUGCUGGUGAUCACCAUCAACGGCACCGGCAUGCUCAUCCAGCUGACCUACGUGGCGCUCUUCCUCGUCUACUCCGCGGGGGCGGCGCGCCGCAAGGUGUCCCUCCUGCUGGCCGCCGAGGUCGCCUUCGUCGGCGCCGUCGCCGCGCUGGUGCUCGCCCUGGCGCACACCCACGAGCGCAGGUCCAUGGUGGUCGGCAUCCUCUGCGUCCUCUUCGGCACCGGCAUGUACGCCGCGCCGCUCUCCGUCAUGAAAAUGGUGAUCCAGACGAAGAGCGUGGAGUACAUGCCGCUGUUCCUGUCACUGGCUUCCCUGGUGAACGGCAUCUGCUGGACCGCCUACGCGCUCAUCCGCUUCGACCUCUACAUCACCAUCCCCAACGGGCUGGGCGUGCUGUUCGCGCUGGCGCAGCUGCUCCUGUACGCCAUCUACUACAAGAACACCCAGAAGAUCGUGGAGGCACGCAAGCGCAAGGCGGGCCAGGUCGCCAUGACGGAGGUGGUCGUCGACGGCAGCAGGGCCUCCAACAACAACAACAACGGCGGCAGCGGCACCUACUGAUGAUGAUGAGUACGACGUAAUAUUGUGCAUGGUGACCACGCCAACACAACACCAAGCAACACGGGGGGCCAACGCCAACGCCGUGUGUAUCUAGCACUAGCAAGCGUCCUUCUUCCUGACGAAGGGAUGAUCUAUGCAUCUUAAGCAGCCGUCGUCUUCUUCUUCUUCUUCUGUUAAUCCCUAGCUUUUAUUUUCUCCAUGCUUCCUAGUAACGAAGCUUUGCCCACUGAUUAUUAGUACUUAUAUGUUGAAUCAUAAUAUUACGACCUCGGCAGCCCAAACACUUCUCUUAAUCCAUCUAAUCAAUAGACCUUAGCCAAGUCAACUUAAUCAA
Molecule: messenger RNA, 1298 nt
Organism: Zea mays
Lineage: Eukaryota; Viridiplantae; Streptophyta; Magnoliopsida; Poales; Poaceae
Exons: 5
Coding region: 197-964 (255 amino acids)
Biological process (GO): carbohydrate transport
Cellular component (GO): membrane
Molecular function (GO): sugar transmembrane transporter activity
Source: RefSeq, marked validated